Molecule: messenger RNA, 3640 nt
Organism: Odocoileus virginianus texanus
Lineage: Eukaryota; Metazoa; Chordata; Mammalia; Artiodactyla; Cervidae
Source: RefSeq, a predicted model, not a curated record
CUAAAAAAGAUAAUGUAAUAAAUGGCCAAUGUGAUUGAUCUAGAUGCUAUAAUAUAAAAGCAAGUAAAGAUGCUUGCCCAGUUGACUUAAUCAUGACAGUCUUCCUUGGUCAAGGAAGUUUUAAGUUGUUAUAUAAUGGGGGAAGAGUGAUUUUAGAAGAUUUUGGAAAUGCUGGAUAUUACUUAGGCAGAGAAUGAAAUGAGUAUAUUUGUUUAGCAAAAAAUGUUAUUGGAAGCAGGAAAUUGUCCACCUUGACUAGACUAUAUGAGUACUCUAGGAGAAACAGAAGUUGAGGCAUAUUAGGUCCUGAAGAACAAGCAAGUGUUUAUAAACCAUGAGAGCCAAAAUGAGAAUACCAGUGUUGUUCAUGGGAGGUGAAUGGGUUCCAGUGAAUGAAAUUAUCUGGAAUACUUUCCAACACAAAUUGUAUACUGCAAUAUCCUACUUGCCUGUUAAAGCUUCAUUGCCCUCAGCCCUUGGAUUAUUUAAGGAUGACUCUCAAUUAGUUGCUGAUGGUCUUUGCUUCCUUUUUUGAAUAUUUUUUCAAAUUCCCUUUCAAUUACCUAUUUCUGAGAUCAGAGUUUUCCUAGAGAUGUAUUCUCUGAAGUCUUCAAUAACAAGAAUGUAAAAUCCAAUGAUGAAUAGUGUCAUCAUUAAUAAUUACCUUCCUUCACUCUCAGGAACACAAAAAUGUCACAGAUUUUCCUAGCCAACACUUUGCCAACUGUAUAAAGUGUUAUGUUAACUACAGCUGGGUCUCUGUAAAUACUUAAAACUUGUAUGAAAAAAGUAUUUCCACUGAAGUGAAAUCUGCUCCUGUGGUGAAACUAAGGAUUACACUCAGUCAAUCAGUAGUGCAAAAUGUGUACUGCAGUAGUAUAAAAUGUGAUUCUAUUCUCCAAGGGCAUUAAAAUCCACGGAAGGCAGAAAGAAAAAUGAAGACCUAACAGUUCUUAGUAUGGAUUUCCAGAAUCUGUUACUUACGGUUUUGAGCCACAUGAUGUCGCUCUGUACCAUAAAAUUGAUACCAUAAAGCAAAAAAGAAAGAAAGAAAGAAACUCCUCCUGUUCUUAUGGUAAAGAAGCUGCAUCCACCACUGAAAAAAUGGAGUCUGCAAUGGCACUGGACUGAACGGUCAGGAGGUAGUGCUUCGUUUGGAAACAAGACCCUCUUCAUGAGAACAAAACACUGAGGACAUGAGAUGGAGUUUUCCUGGGGAACUGGCCAGGAAUACCGGCGUCUGCUGCUCUCAAUUCUAUUCCUCGCAGCCUGGAAGGCCGGGAGCGGCCAGGUCCGCUACUCUGUCCUGGAAGAGGCCAAACACGGCACCUUCGUAGGCCGAAUCGCUCAGGACCUGGGGUUGGAGCUGGCGGAACUGGUGCCGCGCCUGUUUCGUGUGUCAUCCAAAGGCCGCGGGGACCUUCUGGAGGUUAAUCUGCAGAGUGGCAUUUUGUUCGUGAAUUCUCGGAUCGACCGGGAGGAGCUGUGCGGGCGGAGCGCGGAGUGCAGCAUCCACCUGGAGGUGAUCGUGGACCGGCCGCUGCAGGUGUUCCAUGUGGAGGUGGAGGUGAAGGACAUUAACGACCAUCCUCCUGUGUUCCCAGGAACACAAAAGAUUCUGUUUAUGGCUGAAUCUAGGCCGAUUGACUCUCGAUUUCCGCUAGAGGGCGCCUCUGAUGCAGACAUUGGCGCCAACGCUCUGCUGACUUACAGGCUGGGUCCCAAUGAAUAUUUCUCGUUGGAAAAACCAUCCGAUGAGGAGCGGGUAAAACGUCUUGGGCUGGUAUUAAGGAAACCUUUAGACAGAGAAGAAGCUCCGGAGAUUUUUGUGGUGCUUACCGCCUCUGAUGGCGGCAAACCUGAGCUGACUGGCACUGUUCAAUUACUCGUCAGAGUGCUGGACGCCAACGACAACGCCCCAACUUUCGACAGAACACUCUAUGAAGUGAAAUUACUAGAAAAUGUUCCUAACGGAACGUUGGUAAUUAAACUUAACGCCUCAGAUUUAGACGAAGGCUUGAAUGGGAAUAUUAUUUAUUCAUUCUCAGAUGAUAUUUUACCCACUGUGAAAUCCAAAUUCUACAUAGAUCCAAUUACUGGGGAAAUUAUGGUAAAGGGAUAUAUUGAUUUUGAAGAAACCAAAUCCUAUGAAAUUCUUGUAGAGGGCAUUGAUAAGGGGCAGCUGCCACUUUCUGGCCAUUGUACAGUUAUGGUGGAAGUUGAAGACACCAAUGAUAAUGCCCCAGCAACGGAAUUCAAAUUCUUGUCACUCCCAAUUAGGGAAGACGCUCCACUGGGCACCGUCAUCGCCUUGAUAAGUGUGUCUGACCUCGACUCCAGUGUCAAUGGGCAGGUGACUUGUACCCUAUCGCCCCACGUCCCAUUCAGGCUGGUGUCCACCUUCAGGAACUACUAUUCACUCGUUUUGGACAGCACCUUGGAUCGCGAGAGCGUGGCGAACUAUGAGGUGGUGGUGACCGCUCAAGACGGGGGGUCGCCUUCCUUGUCCACCACAGCCAGCGUGUCCGUGGAGGUGGCCGACGUGAACGACAACGCGCCCGCGUUCGCACAGCCCGAGUACACCGUGUUCGUCAAGGAGAACAACCCUCCCGGCUGCCACAUCUUCACCGUGUCUGCGCGAGACGCGGACGCGCAGGAGAACGCGCUGGUGACCUACUCGCUGGUGGAGUGGCGGGUGGGCGAGCGCGCGCUGUCGAGCUACGUGUCGGUGCACGCGGAGAGCGGCAAGGUGUACGCGCUGCAGCCGCUGGACCACGAGGAGCUGGAGCUGCUGCAGUUCCAGGUGAGCGCGCGCGACGCGGGCGUGCCGCCCCUGGGCAGCAACGUGACGCUGCAGGUGUUCGUGCUGGACGAGAACGACAACGCGCCUGCGCUGCUGCCGCCCGGGCCAGGCGGAGGACCCAGCGCGGUGAGCCAGGUGGUGUCGAGGUCCGUGGACGCGGGCCACGUGGUGGCGAAGGUGCGCGCGGUGGACGCGGACUCGGGCUACAACGCGUGGCUGUCGUACGAGCUGCAGCCGGCGGCGGGUGGCGCGCGCAGCCCGUUCCGCGUGGGGCUGUACACCGGCGAGAUCAGCACGACGCGCGCCCUGGACGAGGCGGACGCGCCGCGCCAGCGCCUGCUGGUGCUGGUGAAGGACCACGGCGAGCCGGCGCUGACGGCCACGGCCACCGUGCUGCUGUCGCUGGAGGACAGCGGCCAGGCGCCCAAGGCCUCUUCGCGGGCGUUGUCUGGUGCAGCUGGCGCAGAGACGGCGUUAGUGGAUGUGAACGUGUACCUGAUCGUCGCCAUCUGCGCGGUGUCCAGCCUGUUGGUGCUCACGCUGCUGCUGUACACGGCGCUGCGGUGCUCGGCGCCGCCCAGCGAGGGCGCGUGCGGGCCGGGGAAGCCCAGGCUGGUGUGCUCCAGCGCGGUGGGGAGCUGGUCUUACUCGCUGGAGAGGCGGCAGAGGUUGUGCUCUGGGGAGGGGCCGCCCAAGACGGACCUCAUGGCCUUCAGCCCCAGCCUACCAGCCUGUCCAGUAGUGGCGGAUACGGGCGAGCAUCAGGAUUUAAAGGAUGAUGGUCUUUCCAAAGUUCUAGAGCUGGUGGGCUCAGUAUUUUCAGCUCCUGGACUCUAG